Ceratosolen solmsi marchali is the source of this 2469-nucleotide messenger RNA. It is a transcript of the gene Tdrd3, whose product is annotated as Tudor domain containing 3. Gene Ontology annotation, cellular component: cytoplasm; nucleus. Lineage: Eukaryota; Metazoa; Arthropoda; Insecta; Hymenoptera; Agaonidae. Gene Ontology annotation, biological process: mRNA processing. Gene Ontology annotation, molecular function: protein binding; RNA binding. The record is from RefSeq and is a predicted model, not a curated record. The coding region runs from base 340 to 2394 and encodes 684 amino acids. The transcript is spliced from 12 exons.
UGCCCUCAUGAAGACGAAUCGAAUAAAGGUGUAUCUAAUUCUUCCGGUUCGAUAAAAUAUCUGUGUGUUCUAAUAGUUUAUUCAAUUCAUAUAAAAAUCUAUUAUUUUUUCAAGUUCAAUUAUUAACAAUUAAUUUUCUGGAUUUCAUUAGAAUUUCUGGAAAAAACAGAAAGUCUCAGCUUCAGUGCCCUUAACCAAAAAAAAAUUGUUCAGCUGACCGAAUGUUUACCAAAAAGAAUUUACCGAAAUUGUUUGGUUUUUUAAGUUGAAACAAGUGGAUAAUGUAGGCCUUCACUUUUUUUAAAAAUCUAGAGUUAAUUGGAUAGUUUUUUAUUGAUCAUGACGAUCGCUUUAAAGGAUAAGCUUCGGGAGUGUGGUUGGUAUUUAACAGAUCCAGGUUUUGAAGUUGUUAGUGAUUAUGGUAAUAUCACUGAUGUACAGAAGAUUAUAAAACGUGCUAAUGAACAUGAUUUAAAAGAGAUUGGUAGUGGAGAUGGAAAUUUAAAUCAGAGAGAUGUUGUAUUACAAAUUCAGAAGCUACGUAAUAUAGCUGCUCCAAAACAUAAUGAAGAGUCCCGUGGCGCUCCUAGAAUGCUUAAACUGUCCUUAACAGAUGGAAAAAAUAACUAUCAAGCAAUUGAAAUAGAAAGUAUAUCUUCCAUUAGUAUAAAUACACCUCCAGGUACAAAAUUAUUAGUUAGAGGUGGAUCUUUGCCUAUGUCACAUGGAAUUUUUCUUUUAAAACCUUUUAAUAUUGUUCAAGUUCUUGGAGGUAAAGUUGCAAGUCUUAUAGAAAAGUGGGAAUUGAAUAAGAAAUUGGCUUUACAUAGCCGAGUGAGAACUGUUGAAGAAGGUGGACCACCACCAUGGAUUCCUUUCGGUAAAAAAAUUGUAAAAAUUAUAGAGCAUGGAAAAAAUUUUAAAGCACUUGCUGAAAAGGAAAAGUUUACUGAAGAGAAUGCAGAAUUUGAAGCUCAGCGCAAAAAUGCUAUUGCAGAAGCUGCCAAACAAGGAAAUAAAAAAGUAUUUGGAGGUGGUACGAAACAGCUAUUAGAUCAUAGUGUUCAAAGAAUUGUUGAUCAAGGUUUCUCUAUAGAACAGGCUGAUUAUGCCUUAAGGAUAAAUCGAAAUAAUGUUGACCGUGCUCUUAAAACCUUACAGAGAAAUGAUAAUAAAAACAAUAGUAAUACGCGGGGAGAGCCACGUGAGGCGCGUGAACCAAAAGGGAAAAGAGGAGAGAAAAAGAUGGAUGACGUUAGUAAACCAAGUAGUGGAAGAAUAUCAUUGUUUGACUUCCUUGAAGAUAAAUUGCCUGCACAGAUUGAAACUGCGAAUACAACUAAUGCACAAUUAACUGAUUUUUAUGGAAAAGAUAAAUUAGAAAAUUAUUCUGAUCGUCAUUCUAAAAAUAAUGAAUAUUCACAUUCUGGAAGAGGUGGAAGAAAUUCAAGAGGUAAUCGAGGUUAUCAAGUUCCACCAAGACAUUUAGAAGAAAAUCGACUAAGUAAAUAUUCAAGUAACAUGACAGGUAAUCAACAGUAUGGGUCAUAUGGAGGCACAAAUUCUCAAAAAACUAAACCUCCAAGGUUUCAACGUAAUCAAGAAAAUCAAAAUUUAAAUCAACAAUACUCAAACUAUCAACAGGAGCCAAUUGGCAAUUAUAACCAGUUUCCCCAAGUGAACGAAUUUAAAAACACGAUGACAACUAUAGUACCAUUUUCUCAAUCUCGACAAAAUACUGCACCCCGCGAUUUUUCUGCAAAUACUUUUAAGCAAGAUCAUCCAGAUUAUGUUACUAAAGAAAUGGAUCAACGAUUAUAUCAGCCUAAUGCUCUAGAUCAAAGUUAUAAGGGAACUCAAUUGAAUAAUUAUUAUAAUACGCCUAAUGAAAAUUUAGAAUUUCAAGGAUUUGUUGAUGUAGAUAAUCAAAAAUAUAAUAGUUAUUAUAAUAGUAAUAACAAAAAUAACGAACCACUAGAUGGUACAUGGAUAUGGCGAGUAGGCGAUAGAUGUAUGGCAAAAUAUUGGGAAGAUAAUAUGUAUUAUAACGCGGAAGUAACGGCAGUUUCUAAAACGACAUGUGUUGUACUAUUUAAAGAUUUUCAUAAUUAUGAAGAAGUUCUUCAAGUAGAUUGCAUACCAGUAACAGAAGAAGAUCCACAAAUCCAAAAUUUUGGCCAAGAUAAUAAUCGCCGGAUUGAUCAUCGUUCAAAAACUCGACCUCCUCGAUUUGAACAUAGCCAAACUAAUUCAAAUGCCACUGAGUACCGCCGGGGCGGUAGUUCAGGAGCAAGUGGAAAAAAUUAUAGAAGGCGAGGUCAGCAGCGUAGUGCCCAACAGAUUUACCAGCCUCCGGCGCAGCGCAGUGGUACUUUCCUACCUCAGAAUAUAUAGAAUAUAAUUGUGACUUAAUAAUAGUAGUGUCUCUUCCUUAAUGAAGCAGCAGUUUUUAGAUUAUUUAAAGAGAUA